GCAAGCUUUUGAAAGCUUUUGGCAUGGUCUGUGUAUAUAAUGGCAUGGUCUGUGUAUGUAUAUAUAUACACAGACCAUGCUUUUGGUUUUGUAAGCAGUAAGACUGUAAGGAGCAAAAGUUAAAAACUUCGAUGGAGUUUCUUAUUCCAAUGAUGGAGUUUCUUAUUAAUUAUUUUUAGCAGCACAUCAUAUGAAUAUUGUUCCAUCAUCUAAAACGGAUGCGCUGCUUAUAGCUUGGAGUCACCAUCUAAAUUAAAAUCUAUUUGGCUUUUUCAUAUUGACGCGUUGCCGUUGUACCGUGGAUGAUGGAAGGAGGGAAUUUCGUGGUGUUUGUAGUCUGACAGCCUGUUUACAGUUUAAGUUUUGAUUCACCAGUGAUUCUUUUGCUUUUAACAAAAUUCUUUUGUCUGUAUCUUUUGUUUACGGCGAGAGCAUCGUUUAAUGAGCUGAGAGAUGGCUGCGUCGGACCCAUUGACGGAGCAAGCCGUUGCAUCCAUGAUUAAGAUCCUGGAUCGAUACGAAUCCUUCGUCACUCUGUUCUCUCACACGGUGAAGAAUCCAGUAAAUGAUCCUUUAAAUGAAUUGAUUGAUCGACUUCCAGGACUGUUUUUACCAACCGUGUCUCUGGAAACGCAAAAGACGAUAUUGGAUCUGCUGGUGCAGUAUAUUCUGAACCCACUGAACAACAAAAAAAUCUGCGACGCAUUGUACAAUGGCAUCCUUCAUACACUCCAGAGCGCCAGUGUCAGUCACCAGAACACUGCGGGAAAGCUGUUUCUCCUGGCUGUGCUGAACUCUCAGUUCGAGCUGAAGCAACCUGAACUGUGCAGACUGGUUGUGCCUGUUUUAAAAUCGUUGGACAUGAAAGCAGUCGGGGAAAUUCUUCGUGCUGCGGUCGAAAAAUCCCAGCGGCUCCGCGCCAAACGGAAACUUGGGGCUGAGACCGAUGCUUAUGGUUAUCUCGGAGGUUUUUUGCAGAUUAUUCUUUGCUCCAGCACUUGUCCGUCGGUUAUUUUGUUACCGGAAAUCGUAAAUACCUUGUCCACGAAAAAUUGGCGUUCUUCUGGUUUAAUAAUGCCUUCUGCGUCAUUUUUUGAGAAUUUCGAGAAAACGGUGGAGUUGGUUAAAAUUCGCGAGCGUCAGUUCUCUUUUCCUGUUGUUGGAUAUUCAUUGUAUCACAGUCCGUUAUGGGGAAUGGAUCGCACAACGCUGCAGUUUACCAUGCCUGCUAUUCAAGAAUUUGUCAGCGACAAAUUUAACCCACCACAGACGGAAUUGGUUCAAUAUUUGCUGGAACAAGCCAAUAGUCGACCAAUGUGCCAGAGUAUCCUGGGCAUAUCGAAGCAGAAUACCAUGUUGUCUUUGGGACUUGAAGGCCAGAUCGUUGCCGUUAUGGUGCGGCAUUUACAAUGCUUUGAUGAGCAGCUGUUAUACACAAACUGGAUGCACAUCUUAAACCACGUUUUAAGCGCCGUCUCGUGUAAUUACAUACGGUUCAGCUCGGUUAUGCACAAUCUGGAAGUGGCUCUGGACAGCAUUAAACUGGACGACCUCAGUACUGGCAGAUUUUACUGCAUCUGGCUGUUUUAUCAAUGGGUAGCUGCGCAGCAUAACCUGCCAGUCUCCGUAAAAGAUGUUGCAGGGAGCCUGCGUCUUAUUUUGAAAAUGUUUCCGGAAGAAGAAUAUCUUCAUGUUCCUGAGCUGUCUUCGAAAUAUGCUAUCAUCCAUUUGUCACCGGGAUAUCUGUGGGCGUAUGUUUCUCGUCGGGCAAGUUACGAAAAAUUUCCCUUACCAUGCGGAACACCACGAUGUUUGCUGGGGCAGCUGGAAUUUAUUCGCACCUGCAUUGACCGAGCAGUCUUACCUAGUGGUUUGGGAUUUCUGGAUAUUACUCUGGAACAUAUUGCCGUAGUCAACUGUUUCGUACCCAUGUCACCCACAAAAAUACCGGAAGCCAACAGAAUGGAUCACUGUGACAGAAUGAUUGCCUCGCUGACAGAAAAUUUGGUAGAUAACUCGACUUCGUCCUCCUUUGUCGAAAGACCCGAGACCAUGGCUGCCCCUGGCGGUUCUGUGGUGCUUCGCGCUACAAAGCCGCUUUCGUUGGAGCUGUUGGAUGGACUUUCGGGUCAUGCCAGGCUGUUAUUGGCCAACAGUCUGGCACCCAGUUUUACCCGCAUUAUUUCGGAUUACGCCAGCAAGCCGGAAAAGGUUUUUCUUUCAUCCGGGUUUUUGGAGACAAAUGCACGGUUAUGUGUUUACGAAGAAAAUGAACAGUCCGUUUUGGGGUGGAUGAUACGAAAACUGCCAGAAAUAGCAAUCUCAAAUCGCGCUUGGUUUGUGCUUGUUGGUCAACUCGAAUUACUAAGUUUUCGUGCUCCAUAUAUUCCAUUCAACUGGAAGCCGAUCCUGGUGGUGAUGGUUAUGAACAUUGUGCAGAGGUUUGUGACAAUGACAAACACACACAGUCAUCCCCACGCAGUACUGUAUGUGGAGCAGUUGGCAAUUAGGAUCAUUCAGAGUUUGAACAUAUAUGAUAUGCACUACAUCCGUAACUAUUUGGGGAGCGCUAACGUGAUAACUGCUCAGCAAGAAGUAGAAGAACUUCUCCGCCUCUCACUCCUGACAUCGUUCCGUUUGGCGCAAAUAUCGGGACUGGAUGCGACAACCAUGCAGUUUCUUACGAAAUACGUUGCAGAAUCUCAACAAGUUGUCGCUCACUUAUGGGGAAAUCCAGGUACGACCAAUGGAAAUACUUUUCUGUGGAACGUUUUACCGGAACCAGUGCAAAACUUGUACAAAGAUGUAAAAAUUACCCGGGAGAAACCGCAGUCACGGCGUAUGGUGGAUGAGAUGAUCAUUCGCCUGCGUGCCGCUGCGAAUGACAACGAUGUACGCACGAUUCUUAUGGGAACUCAUGGGAGUUACGUGUUGCAUAUGUACUGCAUAAUUUGGAAGCAACUGAUGGAAAACAUGGACCAGAAUAUGCCGUUCCGCUCGCCGGCCCUGAUUGCCGCUGUCCUUGAUAAGUCAGGAUACAAAGGUCAGCUGCACAUGUUACGGAUUUUUAUCGACUAUAUAAUUAUGGAGCUCACAGCCAUUCCGCCUCCGUCUCCCGAACGGAUCAGUCGGCAGCUCGAUUGCCUGCGACUGAUGAUUUGGAAACUUGGUAUCAUACCGUUUGAAAGGUUCCUCUUCAUGUUGAUCAUGCGACAUUUCGACAUGGCAAAUGAGCUCCAAAUGGCUCUUGUAAUCGUAGUGCAGCUCUGUAAAUCGACCGAUUUUCAGAGCCGCCUGAUGGAAACAGUUAAUCUGAUUCCUCCGGAUUAUUUGAAUCACGAGCAGACGUUUUUUGAAAAGGUUGUUGCUUACCAUCAGUUGUUCCCGGAAGUGUACUAUUUCAACGGUACAUACGACUACACACAGCCAGGAGUGCCGGCUAUUAACCAUGAACCUCUGCCGGUGUAUUUUUCCAAUGUUAUCCUGCGAUGCGUACCAGUUUUUAACAUUGUUAUUCACCGAUUUCUAGAGUUUCCGAAAAAUUCUUCGCAACUACAGCAUUUCGAAUCCUUUUUGGACAAUAUUGGGAAAAUAUUCCGCUACCACGACCAUCCCGUAAAUUUUAUCUGGCAGACAUUACAUUUUUAUGACCAUCAUCUAAAGGAUGUGUAUAAUGUUCGAAGAAAAUUAAUACGAACCAUUUUGGGAGCUAAGGCAGAGUACCAUAUGCCGAAUUUUUACCUGACGCGGUAUUGUGAAGCCUAUCUGACUGCGCCACAACCUGAUGCAUUUGUGUUUUCCGCCGAAUAUUACGAUUUUCUUGUAACAAGAUUGACAUUAUGCUUAUAUAGCCAUAAUUUGGAAAUUCCUUAUCAUGGUGUCGAAUGGAGAUUCCAUGAGCACCCGAGCCCUGCUGCUCACGCCCUGUACACAAGUUGCAUAGAAUUGAUGUGCAUUCCGGGGCCGUCGGAAGCGAUAACAGAAAACUUACUAAACGUUGUGCGUCGACGCUUUCCGGCAGCUGAAAAUGGAUCCAAAGAAUAUGCGAUGCAGACCUACGACCAGUUCCUGCAAUGUUUGAACUGCGUCGCCCUUAUGAUCUCCGCCUUGCCAGAACGAUUGUUUGUUGGUCUUCUUGGAUUCUUGAGGACGCUUUUGGAGGAUACGGAUCUUGUGACGGCUGGGAACGUGCUAAUGGAUAUGUUUGAUUUGAAAAAAAGCUAUUUCGACAUGAAAAAGCCGAUGCACGGCCUGUUUUUACAAAUAUUCCACGCCACCAUUCUUCACGGCGGUUCCGGUCAUUUGCUGAAAUCUUUGGAGUUUUUCCACACUGUUAUCGUCCCAUUUCUGGGUGCUGAAUGUCAGCUAAUCUAUGUUAUGAAUUUAUUUGUUCCGUUGCUGCCCAAAAUCGGUAACGAUCCGGUCAGGUUGGGCAAAUGGCUGUCGGCAAUUUUAAUACUAAUACAGCGUGUGGGAAGCCGGCAGAAUAUCGUUUUUCAGCAUGCUGCUACAUUGCGCGAUGUUUUGUAUUAUGUUAUGGAAAAUUAUGGAAAAUCUCUUGAUCUGAGAAGAGAUCAGGUUACCGAACUCCUAUCCACCGUCCAACCAGAGUAUGGGAAAUAUUUGGUAUUCCUGCAGCAGUUUGUUAAACCUGAAGGUGAUAAUUCAACAUAACAUGGUUGAAAAAUUAAGCAGCUUGACAGUUUUGUUUUUGCUCAUUAUUACUGUGAAGUAAGUAGUUAAGUAUGUGUUCAUUUUUCGCAUUUAUAAAUAAACUGCUAGUUUAUCAUAGUGUUUUUUACUUUACGUUUGAAUGUUGGGAAUUGUGUCCACUUAUUUCAAAUUGUUUUGAAGUAUAAAUCAACAGGUGUUGUUUUAAGUGUCCUCAGUAUUCAGAAUAAAUCUGUGUG
This is a messenger RNA of Paramacrobiotus metropolitanus, 4910 nucleotides long. Its product is annotated as mediator of RNA polymerase II transcription subunit 23-like. The record is from RefSeq and is a predicted model, not a curated record. The transcript has 9 exons. Gene Ontology annotation, cellular component: mediator complex; transcription regulator complex. Gene Ontology annotation, biological process: positive regulation of gene expression; regulation of transcription by RNA polymerase II. The coding region runs from base 454 to 4674 and encodes 1406 amino acids. NCBI's taxonomy places the organism in Eukaryota, Metazoa, Tardigrada, Eutardigrada, Parachela, Macrobiotidae.